AUGCAGGGGAAUUGCAUUUUGACGUCUGGGUUGCUGUUUGCCACUCUAUCUCUUGCUAUUGCCAAGCACAAGCAAUCUUCCUUCACCAAGAGCUGUUACCCAAGAGGAACACUGUCCCAAGCUGUUGACAUGCUCUAUGUCAAGACAGCAAGGCUCAAAGCAACAAUUCCAGAAGACAGCAUAAAAAAUAUACGAUUAUUGAAAAAGAAAUCAAAAAAACUAUUUAUGAAAAACUGCAGAUUCCAAGAACAGCUUCUGUCCUUCUUCAUGGAUGAUGUUUUUGGUCAACUCCAAGUUAGCAAGGAAAUACAUUUUGUGGAAGAAUUUCACAGCCUUAGGCAGAAAUUGAGCCGCUGUAUUUCCUGUGCUUCAUCAGCUAGAGAGAUGAAAUCCAUUACCAGGAUGAAAAGAACAUUUUAUAGGAUUGGAAACAGAGGAAUCUACAAAGCCAUCAAUGAAUUGGAUAUUCUUCUUUCCUGGAUUAAACAAUUCCUGGAAAAUAUUAAGUAA
Myotis myotis is the source of this 510-nucleotide messenger RNA. It is a transcript of the gene IL26, whose product is annotated as interleukin 26. The transcript has 5 exons. The record is from RefSeq and is a predicted model, not a curated record. Lineage: Eukaryota; Metazoa; Chordata; Mammalia; Chiroptera; Vespertilionidae. Bases 1 to 510 code for a protein of 169 amino acids.